UCGCCUUUCGUCCACACCAGUUGGAUAAAAUUGAAAGAGACGGACGUACCGUGAAGACGCACUUGGCACUUUUACGGGAAAAAAGAAGAAAUAUUUAAGCGAGACGGAGACACGUACGAGUCGAUCGUUUAUUCCGCUGUGAUAAAUGAGUACCGGCUGUUUCACCGCGGCUCAGCGGAUUUCGUGCCACACCAUGAAUGCGGAUUUAUUUAAGCCUGCUCCGGAGCGUGGUGGACCCCAACAGACUUCUGCCCCGGCGAAAAACAGCAGGAAUAAACACGAUCAACCCAAACCGGAGCUGGCUCAGGUUGUGACGGAUCUCAAGACGGGGAGGUCCUACAUUAAAGGGAAGCUUUUGGGAAAGGGCGGCUUUGCUCGAUGCUAUGAGAUGACAGACCUGUCCAACAACAAAAUGUAUGCAGUGAAGGUGAUCCCACAGAGCAGGGUGUCCAAACCACACCAGAGAGACAAGAUUACGAACGAGAUCGAGCUGCACAGAACGCUGUCACACAAGCAUGUGGUGAAAUUCUCCCACUAUUUCGAGGACCAAGAAAACAUCUACAUCUUCCUCGAGCUGUGCAGUCGGAAGUCCCUGGCACACAUUUGGAAGGCGAGACACACACUCACAGAGCCUGAAGUGCGCUAUUACCUCAGACAGAUCAUAUCCGGCCUCAAGUACCUCCACAGCAGAGGAAUCCUGCACAGGGAUCUCAAACUAGGGAACUUUUUCAUCAAUGAGAACAUGGAGUUGCGGCUGGGAGACUUUGGCCUCGCUGCCAAGCUGGAGACAGUUGAACAAAGAAAAAAAACAAUCUGUGGGACUCCCAAUUACUUGGCUCCUGAGGUGCUCAACAGACAGGGCCACGGCACAGAGUCUGACGUGUGGUCCCUCGGAUGUGUCAUGUACACACUGAUGUGUGGAAACCCUCCUUUUGAGACGCUCGACUUGAAAGAGACGUACAAGUGUAUUAAAGAAGUUCGCUACAACCUGCCCUCCACGCUUUCCCCUGCUGCUCAGAAACUCAUCUCAGGCAUCCUGCAGAAGAAUCCCAGUGACAGACUCACGCUGGAUCAGAUCCUCAACCACGAAUUCUUCAAAGGUUUCACUCCUGACAAACUUCCCCCCAGCAGCUGUACAAUGGUGCCAGAGCUACACCCUCCCAGCCCUGCCAAGAAAUUCUUCACUAAAAUGGCCAAAAGCCUAUUUGGAAAGAAGAAAGCAAAAGUGGAAAAAAUUCCAUGCGAGGACAAAGAGGACAAGGAUAUUUCCAAGCUGGUGUCGGGCAUCGUUAAAUGUUCCAUCAACCGGCAGAUCAGCUACAAAACAGUGGGAAACAACGAGGUGACGUCUCCCACCGGUCAGCUGGUGAGCUCUGUGCCUCUGGAGCAGACUCCUGCUGAGGAGGAAUCCAGAAAGUCCAUUUCCCGGUCUUUUAAGGGCACCAUGGCCAGCAGCACUGAACCGUGUGAGGAUGUGCUGACCCCUGCAGCUGUUGCCGACUCUGCCCUGAAAGUUCUCACGAACUGCCUGGCCACCAUGCCUGCAGCCAAUAGGAAUCCACCCUGCCUGUCCAGUCCGCAGUCCUUCCUGUGGGUGACUAAAUGGGUUGACUACUCCAACAAGUAUGGCUUUGGCUACCAGCUCUCAAACCAAAACGUAGGCGUGCUCUUCAAUGAGGGAACACAUCUCAGUCUUUGUGACCAGCGCAAGACUGUCCACUACUGCUUGACCAACAACAAACACUUCAGCUUCCCUUCAAACUCUCUACCUGAGCAGCUGCGCAACCAGAAACAAAUAGUUGAACUAAUGGCUAACUACAUGGAGGAGAACCUAAUGGAGGGUGGAGAUCUGCAUUGUCAGGAACAUGUCUCAGCUCCUCCUCCUCUGCUCCUCCAGUGGGUGAAGACUGACCAUGCCCUUGUCAUGCUCUUCAAUAAUGAUACUCUACAGGUUAACUUCUACACAGACCACACCAAAAUCAUUCUGUGCAAGUCUUCUGACGACGCCUACCUGCUCACCUAUAUCAGUCGGGAACGUGCCUCGUGCACGUACCUCCUCAGCAUGUUGAAUGAAAUGGGCUGCACAUCUGAGCUACGGCACCGCCUUAGAUAUGUGGUCCAGCUUCUCCAGCACCACACUGAUGCCUGAGAGCACAGCUCAGUGCCUCCCAGGCUACCCGAGUGACAGAUGCCUUAGAGGCAACCUGACUGGUUGAUACAGUUUCUCAAGGCAUAGCCAAGCAAGGCAAUGUGUUCAUAUGCGUGACGGAUGAAAAGGAUGCUCAACGUCUCUGAGCAAUAUUCUUGUCUGGCUUAGUGCCUAGGCAGCUGAUUUAUCAAACUGACUGAUUUUGAUAAAUGUCAAGCAGUCAGGGAGUUGCCCAAAGCAGCAUCUGCCUCAAGGGGUUGUGCCUAUCCAGCUAAGCCUCAAAGGUAUCCACCUGGAAGCUAUUGAUACCUAAAAUAAAGACUCAUACAUGGCCUGAAAUGAUGGAUCCCUCAUCGGCAGAUUCCUACAAAACAAAAAAAGACAAAAAAAAACCAAAACAAAAAAACCCCACCCAGUUAUCUUCCCUCACUCAAACGCACUGCUUCUUGUCUUGGGCCUUUCAAACAUCCGCCAACCCUACAGCUUUCAGCCUCCCCUGAUAGCCCAUCACCCAGGCAUGGUAUCUUAAACAUUUCUCAACACUAAAAUUGUCCCUUUUGCUCAGAAUGGAGAUAAUCCUGCAGCAGAAAUGCUCAGAUUUCCAAAAGUAUUUUAGCAGCAAGGUCUUUUACACCGUUCUCUUGCACUCCAACUGAUCUUUCAGCAAAGAAGCUUUGUGAAGAGGUAUGGUUUGACUAGAGAGAAAGACCCCCCCUAAACCCUCAAUUGGUUCAUUGUCUUUUUCUUUUUUCUUUUUUUUGUGGAACCAUGGUGUACACUUUGUUUUCAAAUUUGUUUUAAAAAAUGGAAAGAGCCAGCUAUAGGAUCACACUACAAUCUUGACCUCACACGCACAAAUAUGCCUGGCCUUAUUUGAUGAUGGUGAUGCUUAAGUUUGGGAGUCAUUGCUUCUUCUGCUCCAACAUCAUUUUUUUUUUUCUUUUAAAUUGCAACCAAAUUUCACUGAUGUGGUGCAUAACAAACUACUGGGGCUGCAGGAGUAAACACAAUUUUGCACUUUCUUUUUUUUUUUUUUUUUUUUUUUU
Molecule: messenger RNA, 3195 nt
Organism: Haplochromis burtoni (Burton's mouthbrooder)
Lineage: Eukaryota; Metazoa; Chordata; Actinopteri; Cichliformes; Cichlidae
Gene: plk3
Product: polo-like kinase 3 (Drosophila)
Exons: 15
Coding region: 146-2149 (667 amino acids)
Biological process (GO): mitotic cell cycle; Golgi disassembly; DNA damage response
Cellular component (GO): nucleus; centrosome; spindle pole
Molecular function (GO): protein binding; protein serine/threonine kinase activity; ATP binding
Source: RefSeq, a predicted model, not a curated record